CUCUAACUGAAAGUUAUUAUUAUAAUUCACCUUGUACUAGAAGGAAUUGGAUAUAAUAGAGGCCGAAAAAAUCAGAAGAUAUGGGUAUCUCAAAGUUUCUCCUUUUAUUUGGAGCACUCUUUUGUGCCAUAAUUGCAAUUCAAGCAGACAAUAAUGGAAUGCAGAUCUUUGUAAAAACACUCACCGGCAAAAUCAUCACCCUUGAGGUUGAACCAUCAGAUACCAUUGAGUAUGCCAAAGCUAAAAUUCAACAAAAAGAAGGUAUUCCACCAAAUCAACAAAGAUUAGUCUUUGCUGGAAAGCAGUUGGAAGACGACCGGACUUUCUCAGACUACAACAUUCAAAAAGAAUCUACCCUCCAUUUGGUACUUCGUCUUAGAGGAGGCAUGCAAAUUUUUGUUAAAUCUUUAACUGGAAAGAGUAUUACACUAGAAGUAGAACCUUCAGAUACUAUUCAAAAUGUCAAAGCUAAACUUGAAGAUAAAAUUGGUGUACCACAAAGUCAACAAAGAUUAAUCUUUGGCGGAAAUGAUUUACAAGAUGGCCGUACUCUCUCAGACUACAAUAUUCAAAAAGAUUCUACAUUCAAUUUGGUACUUCGUCUUAGAGGAGGUAUGCAAAUUUUUGUUAAAUCUUUAACUGGAAAGAUUAUUACCCUAGAAGUAGACUCUUCAGAUACUAUUCAUAAUGUAAAAGCUAAACUUGAUGAUAAAAUAGGUGUAAUACCAAGUCAACAAAGAUUAAUCUUUGCUGGAAAUGAGUUAGAAGAUGGACGUACUCUCUCAUCCUACAAUAUUCAAAACGAUUCUACAUUCAAUUUGGUACUUCGUAUUAGAGGAGGGAAAUAGUAUUGUUGAAAUUGGGCAUAUUUUUAAAUUUUCAAUAAAUAAAUUAU
This is a messenger RNA of Diabrotica balteata, 895 nucleotides long. Lineage: Eukaryota; Metazoa; Arthropoda; Insecta; Coleoptera; Chrysomelidae. The record is from the annotation of a GenBank genome assembly.